Messenger RNA from Nicotiana tabacum (common tobacco), 3831 nucleotides. NCBI's taxonomy places the organism in Eukaryota, Viridiplantae, Streptophyta, Magnoliopsida, Solanales, Solanaceae. The record is from RefSeq and is a predicted model, not a curated record.
AUGGAUCUUACGGGCAGAAUUCCACAAGAUUUUGGAAACCUCACAUUUCUUGUUUAUCUUGACUUGGGAAGCAACAAUUUCUAUGGCAAUUUGCCUCAAGAAAUGACACGUUUGCGUCGACUAAGGUUUCUUAAUUUAAAUUCUAACAACUUUAGCGGGGAGGUUCCUUCUUGGUUUGGUGUUUUACACCAACUUCAAGUUGUAACUCUUAGGAAUAAUAGUUUCACUGGAUCCAUCCCUUCUUCAUUUUCUAAUCUUUCGAAACUCGAAACAUUGAGUUUGAGACUCAACUCCUUAGAGGGACAAAUCCCAAAGGAGAUUGGAAAUCUUGAAAAUCUGAGGAUUUUAGACUUGACCGGAAACAAACUCAUAGGUUCUAUCCCGCUGACUCUCUCAAAUGCCUCAAGGUUAGAGACCUUAACUAUCUCUCACAAUUUCCUUCAAGGAAACAUCCCAGAGGGGAUUGGCAAUCUUCACAACUUGAACCUUUUGGGGAUAGAAGAUAAUCAGCUAACAGGUUCUAUACCAUUGUCAGUUUUCAAUAUUUCCAGAAUUGAAGCCAUUGGAUUUACAAACAAUAGCUUAUCAGGAAGUCUUCCUAAUGAUUUAUGCAAUGGUCUUCCAUUACUCAAAGAGCUUGAUUUAUCUGGUAACAAGCUUCAGGGUCAUAUGCCUACAUGCUUGUCAAAUUGCUCAAAACUUCAAAUAUUGUCAUUAUCAGAAAAUGAGUUUGAUGGUCCAAUACAUAGUGGAAUUGGAAGUCUAAGUAAUUUGCAGUUCUUGUAUCUCGGAUCUAACCAUUUCACUGGGAUAAUUCCUCAAGAAAUUGGAAAUCUUAUUAACUUGGCGUUGUUAGGCAUGGAGUUGAACCAGAUUACUGGCUAUGUCCCAAUCUCCAUAUUCAAUAUCUCCUCACUGCAAUAUUUUACUCUUCGAAAGAACAAUCUCAAGGGAUCCUUACCACGAGAGAUUGGUAACUUAACCAAGCUGCAGGUUCUACAUCUUACUGAAAAUAUGUUUACUGGUGAAAUACCCAAAGAGAUAAGCAAUCUCGUUUACUUGGAGGAAGUUGCUCUUGAGUCUAAUAAUUUUAGUGGUUCGCUUGCAAUGGAGAUCUUUAACAUAUCAAGCUUGCGAUUGGUUGAUCUUUCAGCCAACAAUCUAUCAGGAACCCUCCCAUCAAAUUUAGGCUCGAUCUUACCCAAUAUUGAAAGUCUUUAUCUGAGUGCUUUGACCAAUCUUGUUGGGACUAUUCCUCAUUCAAUCUCCAAUUGUUCAAAACUUAUUAUUCUAGAGCUUUCAUAUAACAAACUCACUGGCUUGAUUCCUAUUACUCUUGGAUAUUUGACUCAUCUACGGUACCUAACCUUGCAAGGAAAUAAUUUAAUAAGCGACUCAUCACUAAGCUUCCUGACUUACUUAACAAACUGCAGAGAUUUAAAAUUUCUUUCUGUAUCUUUGAACCCUCUAAAAGGCAUGCUUCCACCUUCCGUAGGUAACCUUUCCACAUCUCUUACAAAAGUUUCAGCCAGAGAUUGCAAAAUUAAAGGAAGAAUUCCAAAUGAAGUUGGGAACUUAAGCAGCUUAUUUGAAUUUGAUAUUUCUGGAAAUGACUUGGUUGGAUCAAUUCCCAGAUCAAUUGGCAACUUAAGAAACCUUCAGCGUCUCAAGUUGAGUAAUAACAAACUUACAGGAAUUAUGGGAGAUAAUCUAUGUAAAUUUCAUCAUUUGGGUGCUAUUUACUUGGGUCACAAUCAACUUUCAGGACCACUUCCUAAUUGUUUAGGGAACGUUACUUCCCUUAGGGAGAUAUAUCUGGGUUUCAAUAAAUUGAGUUCAAAUAUACCAACAAGCUUAGGGAACCUUAAAGAUCUAAUGAUUCUUGACUUAUCGUCAAACAACAUGGGUGGUUCUUUACCUCCAGAAAUCGGAAAUCUAAAGGUUGCAAUACGGAUAGAUCUGUCAAUGAAUCAAUUUUCAAAUAGCAUUCCUAGAGAAAUCGGAGGCUUGCAAAAUCUGGUGAACCUUUCUUUGAGACACAACAAGUUGCAAGGAUCUAUACCCGACUCAAUGAGCAACAUGGUAGGUUUGGAAUUCAUAGACUUUUCUCAUAAUAAUAUAUCAGGAAUCAUUCCCAAGUCUUUGGAGAAACUUAAAAACUUGAAGUACUUCAAUGUUUCUGUCAACAAAUUGUAUGGUGAAAUCCCCUCAGGAGGUCCUUUUAAAAACCUCUCAAGUCAAUUUUUCCUUUUUAAUACAGCGUUGUGUGGCUCUCGAAGAUUUGGUGUCUCACCGUGCCCUAUUUAUUCUAAGCAUAGAUCAAAUAGGAAAAAAAUGCUUAUAUUUCUUCUACUGGGAAUUGCACUAUCAUUUGUUCCUAUUACCUUUGUGCUUGUAUGGAUAAGGUAUAGGAAAGGUAAUAGUGCUCCUCAACAAGCUGAUUCAUUGUCUAUUGCAACAAGAGGAAGAAUUUCAUAUUAUGAAUUGCUCCAAGCAACUGAUUCGCUUAGUGAGAGCAAUCUGAUUGGUUCUGGGAGUUUUGGCUCUAUCUACAAAGGCAUACUCAGAAGUGGGACUCCUAUUGCAGUUAAGGUAUUCAAUCUUCAAUUGGAAGCAGCAUUCAAGAGUUUUGAUACAGAAUGUGAAGUUUUGCGCAACCUCCGCCAUAGGAAUCUCACAAAAGUCAUCACUAGUUGUUCCAACAUUGAUUUUAAAGCUUUAGUACUCGAGUACAUGCCCAACGGAAGCCUCGAUAAGUGGUUGUAUUCACACAACUACUUCUUAGACAUCAUGCAGAGACUGAACAUAAUGAUAGAUGUGGCAUGUGCAUUGGAAUAUCUCCAUCAUGGCUGCUCCUCUCAUGUGAUUCAUUGUGAUCUAAAGCCUAGUAACGUCUUGCUGGAUGAGAAUAUGGUUGCCCACCUAAGCGACUUUGGUAUUUCAAAACUUCUUGGUGACAAUGAGAGUGAUUUAUACACUAAAACCUUAGCAACAUUGGGUUAUAUUGCACCAGAGCAUGGACUGGAUGGACUGGUGUCAACAAAAUGUGAUGUAUAUAGUUACGGGAUCAUAUUGAUGGAAACGUUUACAAGGAGAAAGCCUAAUGAUGAAAUGUUCGAUGGGGAUCUUAGCUUGAAGCAAUGGGUGAGUUAUUCACUUCCAAAGGCAAUAAUGGGUGUUGUAGAUGCCAACUUAGUAACACCACAGGAUAAUCACUUAAACAAGAAGCUAGAUUGUGUGGCAUCGAUCAUGAAAGUGGCACAAGAUUGUUGUGUUGAAUCUGCUACAAGAAGGAUCGACAUGGAAGAUGUUGUAGGGAUGCUAAAGAAGAUCAAGAUUCAACUUCUUGCAUGUGGAGCCCCGGGAGCCCCGAGUAUCGAUCGGACGAGGCUCGGACCAAGUUGGGAGCAUGGAACCAUAGUUGAAGCUCCCAGAUCUGUCAUAAUCGCACAUGCGCUUGGCCAGCCACAGGUGGGCACUCACAAGUGCAAGCCACGAGCCGCAGAAGUGAGAGAUCAAGGGCAGCCCAAGAACCGCAGAUGCAAAAGAUUGGGUGCACCUGCGCGAACGCAGGUGCGAGAGCUUUGGUCGCAGGCUUCGGGGCAAGGCAGUGCAGCAGGGCCAGCAGCCCAUGAUUUCAGCUCCAGUAGUCGUACCAGCCAUACAGCUGCCCAGAGGGAUGCUUCAGUAUUAUUUGAUCCAGGAUCUACCUAUUCGUAUGUUUCAUCCCUGUUUGCUCAUUUUAUAGAGAUUCCUCGCGAGUCCUUGGGUACUCCUGUUUAUGUGUCCACUUUUAUGGGCAAUUCUGUGGUUGUGGAUAGGAUCUAUUAG